This is a messenger RNA of Sinocyclocheilus grahami, 1650 nucleotides long. Its product is annotated as protein AIG1-like. Gene Ontology annotation, molecular function: GTP binding. NCBI's taxonomy places the organism in Eukaryota, Metazoa, Chordata, Actinopteri, Cypriniformes, Cyprinidae. The record is from RefSeq and is a predicted model, not a curated record. The transcript has 2 exons. Bases 1 to 1650 code for a protein of 549 amino acids.
AUGGAAUCGCUGCAAAAUCAAGAGGAGAAUCAGCAACUGACAAAAGAGCUCAAACACAAGGAAGGAGCAGCUGCAAAAGAAGGUGAUCUAAGGAUUAUUCUCCUGGGUAAAACUGGAGCAGGAAAAAGUGCAACAGGAAACACAAUCCUGGGCAGAAAUGCAUUUAAAGAGACCAGUGAAAUAUGUGAGAAACAGAAAGGAUAUGUGGAUGGGAAGAACAUUGUUGUAUUUGACACUCCGGGACUAUUUAAUGCAUCUAUCACAAAAGAGCAAGUAAAGGCUGAAAUAGAGAGGUGUGUAGAGAUGUCUGCUCCUGGUCCUCAUGUGUUCCUGCUGGUGAUCAAACUGGGGGUUAGAUUCACAGAAGAAGAGAGGAACUCAGUGCAAUGGAUUCAGGAGAAUUUAGGAAAAGAGGCUUUGCUUCGUACCAUCAUUCUGUUUACUCACACUGAUCUGCUGAAGGGUACAUCUUUAGAGGAGUACGUCAGGAAAAGCCACUAUUUACCAAAACUAGUUGAUAGUUGUGGUGGCAGAUAUCACUCAUUCAACAAUGAAGAUAGAAACAAUCAAUAUCAGAUCACAGAACUGCUGCUGAAGAUCAAUGCAUUGACGAGAGAAAGUGGAAUGAGGCAUUACACUCCUGAGAUGUUCAGAGCAAUCCAGACAGAGAUUACAGGGAAAGACGGAAUGAAGUUAAACAUUACACAUAUUUUGAGUGUUAUCAUAGUGAUAGUAGCUAUAUUUCUAGGAGCACAGCAGUGGAACAAUAAGCUUCAAAAGGAGGAAGAGAGACUGAAAAAUGACAUCGAACAGAUGGAAAAGGAGGUGAAGCAACUGAAAAAUGAGCUCCAAGAGAAUAAACAGAGGGAGCAGCAUCUAAAACUAGAUCUCCUACAGAAAGAACAAGAGGAGCAGACACUGAAAGAGAAGAUUCAGAAGAAGGAACAAGAGGAGAAUCAGCUGAGAAAUGAGCUCUCACAAAAGGUAGAGGAUGAGAAGGACCUGAGAAACAAGAUAGAAGAGAAGGAACAAGAGGAGAAGCAACUGAGAAAUGAGCUCUCACAAAAGGUAGAGGAUGAGAAGGACCUAAAAAACAAGAUAGAAGAGAAGGAAAAGGAGGAGAAGCAGCUGAGAAAUGAACUCUCACAAAAGGUAGAUGAUGAGGACCUGAAAAACAAGUUACAAGAGGAGAAGCAGUUGAGAAAUGAGCUCCGACCGAAUGAAAGGGAAAAGCAAAUGAAAAAUGAACUACAGACAGAAGAGAAGCAGCUAGAGCUAGAACAUAAGCUCCAACAGAAAGAACAGGAGAAUCAUCCCCUAAAAAAGCAGCUAAUACAGAAGGAACAAGAGGAGUUGCAGCUAAAAAAUGAGCUGCUACAGAAGGAACAGGAGAAGCAGAAGCUAAAAAAGAAGCUGCUAGAUAAGGAACAAGACGAGUUGGAGCUAAAAAAUGAGCGGCUACGGAUGAAACAGGAGAAGCAUCAGAUAAAAAAAGAGCUUGAACAGAAUAAACAGAAGAAGCAGAAGCUGGAAAAUGAAUGCUUACAGAAGGAGCAAGAGAAUCAGAAGCUGAGGAAUGAUCUCCAACAGAAGGAAAACGAAAAGCAGCAGCUGGAAAAGAAGCUCCUACAGUAUAAACAGAAGGUGUAG